CCGAUAACGCAAGCACCAGUUGCCGCGGGGCGAUUACCGAUAGCGAAUGACGCACCGACGAACUUUCUGAAGAUCUGCCCCGCGACACAUUCAAGCUUCACCAUAUUCGACAAUUGACAUCAGAUUUCUCUCUCGAUCUUGGUCAACACUCGUUGGGGUCUCAGACUCCUAUUCCAAAUAUACGUCCGAAACCCCCGAGACUCAUCAUGUCUACACCAACGCCUACGCUCACACAUCUCUCAACGCUCUCGCCGCCAUCGAAUUCGCGAACAUGGCAAACCGCGCCCCACCCAAGUCUACCGAUCGUUGCGACAGCCUGCUCGGAUCGCUCCGUCCGCGUUUACAGCCUGACGUCCUUCACACUCCUCCAUUCAAUCACUGGGGGCCACAAGCGCUCCGUGCGUUCAUGUAGUUGGAAACCGCACACCCAAGGGCAGUCAGUACUUGCUACCGGUUCCUUCGACAGCAGUGCAGGCAUUUGGCGCAAAGAAGACGGUGACAGGUUGGAGCACGAGGUAGGCCGUGAGGUCGGUGACGAGGAAGACGAAGACUCGGAAGAAUACCAAUUUUCUUGCAUACUCGACGGGCACGAGUCGGAGAUCAAGUCACUCACUUGGUCACCUAGUGGACAAUACCUGGCUACAUGCUCACGCGACAAGAGUGUCUGGAUCUGGGAGGAAUUGGAGGACGAUAAUUUUGAGACGGUCGCGGUGCUGCAGGAACAUGAUGGCGAUGUCAAGUGCGUCGCGUGGCAUCCUGAGGAGGAUCUACUCGUGUCAAGCAGCUAUGAUGACACAGUACGGUUCUACAGAGAGGAUCAGGAUGACUGGGUACAGGUAGCUGUUGUGGAGGGACACGGGAUGACGGUUUGGUGGGCCGAGUUCGAGGGUUCGGGAAUGUCGAAGCUCGACUUCAGGAGGCAAAGAGAUGGGCUUGAGGAGAAGCAAAUCAACCAUCUUGAGGCGUUGGAGCAGAGUGGACCGCGGCUUGCGACAUGUGCGGACGAUUGUACAGUGCGCCUUUGGAGGAGAAAACCGAGAGAGGGCGCAAGCGCCCAAAAUUCCGGCAUGCCAUCCAUCAUUCGUACCGCCGCUAUUGACGAGGAUUGGUAUCAAGAAACUAUCCUCCCGAAAGCCCACGACCGCGCUAUCUACUCUGUCAGCUGGAGCCGCACCACCGGACUCCUUGUCAGCGCGGGCAGCGAUGGUAAAAUCGUGGUAUACAAAGAAAGAUGGAGAAGCCAGGAAACCAAUGGCACUACAGACGCUGCAGCAAUGGAGGGCAUCGAGGCCGCUAACGGUGCUGUCGUUGAAGCGACUGAGGCAUCGUUGACUGAAUGGGACAUUGUUGCAGAAAUCUUCUCUGCGCACGACGUGUUUGAGAUCAACCACGUCACAUGGGCGAAAAGGGCAGACAAGGGCAAGCGCUGGGAUGGCGAAGAAGUCAUUGUUAGUACGGGUGAUGAGGGUGAGGUUAGGGUAUGGACUCUGGACGAAGCUGUUUUGAAGACCUAAGAAAAGGACGAAAUCUGGGCCACGACAGAGCCGAACG
Boeremia exigua is the source of this 1551-nucleotide messenger RNA. RefSeq names its product putative cytosolic iron-sulfur protein assembly protein 1. Gene Ontology annotation, molecular function: protein binding. Gene Ontology annotation, biological process: iron-sulfur cluster assembly. The record is from RefSeq and is a predicted model, not a curated record. Bases 207 to 1514 code for a protein of 435 amino acids. The transcript has a single exon. Gene Ontology annotation, cellular component: cytosolic [4Fe-4S] assembly targeting complex. Lineage: Eukaryota; Fungi; Ascomycota; Dothideomycetes; Pleosporales; Didymellaceae.